Molecule: messenger RNA, 945 nt
Organism: Cryptococcus deneoformans JEC21
Lineage: Eukaryota; Fungi; Basidiomycota; Tremellomycetes; Tremellales; Cryptococcaceae
Product: expressed protein
Exons: 2
Coding region: 324-764 (146 amino acids)
Source: RefSeq, a predicted model, not a curated record
CCGGAUAACAACUUUUAGUCGUUUUCUUCACCGAAAGAAUAUAUGCUGUACGCUGCUCGUUGAGGAUGCAGCCUUUGGUUAUAUUAAGGCUGUAAGCUGCGUUGUGGUGUUGUCCCAUUCUUCCUCCUCUUCUUCACCUGAGUUACCAUUUCAAUCAUCUUGCAAUAUUUUGUCCUUGAGUGAUUGAGAAUCCUCCUGUAUCACUCUUACCACACCUUGUCACCACAACUACAACUUCACAUACACCGUACGACGACUUGCCUCCGUCUACCACAUUUCUUCCACCCCCGUCACUCAACCCAGUUUCUAUCUAUUCAAACAACAUGCCGAUCCGCAAGACCCCAUCUCUAUCCAAACUCAUCAUCCAAUUCAAACUCCCCUUCCCUUCCUUCUCCUACCCACAGUGCACAUCCCCCGGAGAAGAAACCCCUGCCCAAACACCCGACUCGCCAACGAGCCAAACCUCUUCACGGAGGGCUUCUACAAUCUCAUUCAUGAUCAUUACCCCGCUCGCCGAAUACUCCGCCCAAUUUCCCCCCCUAUAUCCUGCCGAGUAUCCCACAGAAACUGUCGUCAACGAGUCCAGCGAAAGCGAUGACGAAAUUGUGGAGGACCUGACGAGCUUGGUAAGCCAGAAGGAAGACGGACAAGGAAAGAGGUGGGAUGAGAAGGGGCGAGAGCCUUUGGGGAGAAAUGCUGUAUGUCCUGGGGCACCCAAGCCGUCUCCUAUAGACUUGCCAAAUGAGUGUACAUGGUCGAAAUGAUAGAGAAUUAUGCUGUAACGAAAGUUGAAACGUGUAAUCGAUAGAGAGUCCAAUAGUGAAAAUAAAGAAUGUUGAAGGAUUGUAUAAUUAGCAUGUUGUUGAAGUAAUUAGUUUGUAGUUUUUGUUGAAGCACAAAGCUGGAAGCGGCUGGGAAAGCCUUAUGUGUAUGUAUCAGACCCUA